This is a messenger RNA of Suillus bovinus, 744 nucleotides long. RefSeq names its product phosphoribosyltransferase-like protein. Gene Ontology annotation, molecular function: orotate phosphoribosyltransferase activity. Gene Ontology annotation, biological process: pyrimidine nucleotide biosynthetic process; 'de novo' pyrimidine nucleobase biosynthetic process; pyrimidine ribonucleoside biosynthetic process. NCBI's taxonomy places the organism in Eukaryota, Fungi, Basidiomycota, Agaricomycetes, Boletales, Suillaceae. Bases 1 to 744 code for a protein of 247 amino acids. Gene Ontology annotation, cellular component: cytoplasm. The record is from RefSeq and is a predicted model, not a curated record. The transcript has 2 exons.
AUGUCUUCGCUCGAUUCUUACAAGACACAGCUCCUCGAGGAAGCUGCGCGAGUUGGUGCUCUUAAAUUCGGCAACUUCACGCUCAAAUCUGGCCGUAAAUCUCCUUAUUUCUUCAAUGCGGGUCUCAUGUCCGAUGGUACCAUUUUACAUACAGUCGCACAAGCUUACGCUGCCACACUCUGUGCUCCGGCCUCUGACGAUGAUGAUCCCAUGGCCAACCCCUUUUCUGACUUCGAUAUUCUCUUUGGACCCGCCUACAAAGGCAUUUCCCUCGCAGCUUGCACCGCGCUCGUACUAUCCAUGCAUGGCCGCGAUGUUAGGUUCGCAUACGAUCGGAAGGAAGUAAAAGAUCACGGUGAAGGCGGCAAUGUCGUCGGAUGGCCGUCGGGUUGCAAUCAGAAAUGGCGUGUGGUGAUUGUGGACGAUGUGAUGACCACCGGACUUGCAGCAAGCUCCACAAUAAAACUCGUGGCUCGGCAGGGCGGAGAAGUGGUCGGGGUUGUACAGCUUCUCGAUCGGGAGGAGUUUUCCGAGAUAGACGAGCAUGGUUGCAAGAUUAGCUCGGUGAUGAAACUGGAGACUUUACUUGGAGGUAAGGGGAAGGUUCGAAGUGUCUUGAAGAUGCGGGACCUGGUACAAUGGUUAGAGGAGAAAGAAGCACAAGGGCAGACAACAGAAGAAGAGAAGAAGACUUUGCAGGAAAUGAGGGAGUAUAGAGAGACAUAUGGUGUAUCAUCGUCCUGA